Aspergillus tubingensis is the source of this 540-nucleotide messenger RNA. RefSeq names its product scytalone dehydratase arp1 (gene arp1). Lineage: Eukaryota; Fungi; Ascomycota; Eurotiomycetes; Eurotiales; Aspergillaceae. The record is from RefSeq and is a predicted model, not a curated record. Gene Ontology annotation, biological process: melanin metabolic process. Gene Ontology annotation, molecular function: scytalone dehydratase activity. The transcript has 2 exons. The coding region runs from base 1 to 540 and encodes 179 amino acids.
AUGACAUUCGAGAUAUACAUCCCCUCCUCCCUGACCUUCCAGGACUACAUCGCCGUCUGCCAAUGUGCGCGCACAUUCGCCGAUGGGUAUGAUCGGAAGGACAAAACCCGCCUCCGCGCCGCCCUCGCCCCCUCCGUGAUAGUCGACUACAACAAAGUCCUCCCCCACGUCACCCGCGAGACCUACGAAGCCGACCACUUCGUCGAGACUUGGCUAAACCCAACGAAUCUUGGGAACAAAGCUCUAGCAACGCAGCAUCUCCUCGGAGCACCAUACUUCAAGUUCGCAUCGGAGGAAAAGAUCGUUGUACAAUGGCAGCAGCUUGCGAGCCAUGGGCGGUGGGUUGACGGUCAGGAAGAGACAUAUCCGGUGAAGCGCAAGAUUGACGAGACGUCGGAUGGGAGAAGCUGGAUGCAGCAGACUUAUGUCAAGGUGGAUGGGCAGUGGCGAAUUCAGGUGCUUGAGCCGGAGGUUUUGUAUCAUACGGGGGAUUUUCAGAGGAUUAGACGGCCGGAGGAGAAGGGUGAGGGGAGGGUUUAG